ACCAAUCACAGGCUUUGUUGUGCUGACAGAUAACACGUGUUCCAGAUUACGACUUCAGUAUGGAUGGUCCAGGUCCUGCCAAAAAACUGCGCAUCCAAAAGCCGGCUCACUUUGUUGAGGUUGAUGCUACCCAUUCAAGUUAUUUGAAGAACAAUUCCUUCAAUGUGGCAGACGACGACAUCACCAGCAUCCUCUUCUCAAUGAAGGAGGAGUGUGGGGCACUGGCUCAUGCUCUGAAGAUUUUUAAGCGACACAAAGUCAACCUGCAGCACAUUGAAUCUCGCCCAGCCAAAAACAGCAAGCAACAUUUCGACUUCUUUGUUGUGUGUGACAAGAAUAGCAAUGGUUUACAAGAAGCGAUCAAGGAACUUCAGGGCGUCAGCAGCUUCCUACAAGUCAUGGCGAGGCAUACCUCCUCUGAUGCUGGUUCAAAUGAAGGACUCACAGAAUCCAAAGCAGUACCGUGGUUUCCUCGAAAGAUUGCAGAGCUUGACCGCUUUGCUAACCAGAUCUUGAGCUAUGGAUCUGAGCUGGAGUGUGAUCAUCCAGGCUUCAAAGAUCAAGUCUACCGCGCCAGGCGCAAGGAGUUUGCCGACAUAGCCUUCCAUUAUAAGCAUGGACAGGUCAUCCCAAGGGUUGAGUACACUGAAGAUGAAAUAAAGACAUGGGGCACCAUUUUCAAGGAGCUGACCAAGCUGUACCCCACUCAUGCCUGUCGUGAGUUUAACCACGUGUUCCCGCUCUUGAUGGAGAACUGCGGGUACAGGGAAGACAGCAUCCCACAACUUCAGAAUGUGUCGGAAUUUCUCAAAGAUUGUACCGGCUUCAGACUGCGACCAGUUGCAGGCCUUCUCUCCUCGAGAGAUUUCCUUGCAGGCCUGGCAUUCCGAGUUUUCCAUUCUACCCAGUACAUUCGACACAGCUCAAAGCCUAUGUACACACCAGAACCUGACGUCUGCCACGAGUUGCUUGGCCAUGUCCCCCUCUUUGCCGACCCAGUAUUUGCUCGUUUCUCCCAGGAGAUUGGUCUGGCCAGCUUGGGUGCCCCAGAUGAGUAUAUUGAAAAGCUAGCCACCUGCUACUGGUUUACGGUGGAGUUUGGUAUGUGCAGACAGAAUGGGGAACUGAAGGCAUAUGGAGCAGGAUUACUCUCCUCAUUUGGAGAACUCCAGUAUUGCCUGUCCGACAAGCCAGAGAUACGUGCAUUCGAGCCCUCUGAGACAGCAGUACAGAAGUACCCCAUUACGGAGUUCCAGCCGGUUUACUAUGUUGCCGAAAGCUUUGAGCACGCAAAGGAGAAGCUGAGGACCUAUGCCAACUCCAUCCCAAAGCCGUUUGCCCUGAGAUACAGCCCUUACACUGAAAGUGUAGAAAUGCUGGAUUGCAAGCAAAGGGUUGCAGACCUUGUCACUUGCAUCAAAGGUGAAAUGGGCAUAUUGGAGAAUGCCCUGGAAAAACUUGAGUGAAGAGGACCAGAAGACUUCUGUAACAUCCCAUUCUUCUGAGUGAAUGGGAGGACUGUCACACCUUACAUGUGUCAUGGAUUUCAACACUUAUGCUGCAUGUCAAAGUGUAAAUACAUAUGUACAUGUAGUGUUAAUAAAUGCUGUGUAAAUUCUGGAAGUUUUAAGUGAUAAAAGAUUUCAGGUAAAAUGAGAGAAAAGCUAGCCCCCUGUCAGUGUCAUGGUUGUGUUUGAUUUAGCGAUAAACUAUUUUUGUCAUAAAAGUAUGAACUGGAAGAUGGUUACUCUAUUAAAACCUGCGGUUUUUUACUUUCAUGUAUCUGCUUACUGAAUCAUUUAGAUUCAAUUUCAUGAAUAGAUUUAUGUUAUUUUGAUAAAAUUGCUACCUUACAAGAUAUCAUCAUGUUGUCAAUGUACAACCAACUUGGUCACAUAAUUGGGUGACGGUAUGCAUUAUUACUCGAGUGGUACUGAAAGAUCUGUAUAUUGCUUUUAGUUUUAGUCAUAUGUGACCCGUCACAGCAAAACCAGGCACAUGUCGCUCAGAAGAUGAGCCUAAAUAACACCAGGAGAUAAUGGAAGAAAUUGAUGUGCUCAUAUUUCACAGAAGACUGACAAUAGUGAAAUGAGCAAACAGUCCGUCUCAACCUGCAAAGCUCAGAGCUACAUGCGCUUGCUUUCGCUGCGACGGGUCACAUAUUGUCAUGAUUCUGGAUCAUACAUGUACAUGUAACACCACCUUUCACUAAACUAGAUGGUACCCGUCCUACAGACGGGUUGUACUGUUACGGGCGUUGUCAAUUGAGUAUUACUUUGAACACCCACUGUCACUACCCGAGACAUCAAGUUAGCCCAAGGUCUGCUGAUUGUCACAUUCCCCGAGACUUCUCACCGAACACAUAUCCAAAUGACCGAAGACAGAUAUAGAUGCUCGAUCCACGGCUGACUCGGAAAUGAACACGGGGUGGUUUACCAUGUCAAAUGGAGUUGUCACAGAGUCACCAAUAUCUGAGCAAAAAACACUUAAAAAACUCGGGAAGAUCCCCAAAUAUUCCUGGUUUCGGUGGUGCAGCCGCAAGAUAGCAAUGACAGUAAGUCACAGUGGCAAAAUCGACCAAAGGAGUAAGCAGAAAUGCGUUCCUCACGAUCAGUGCUCUGCACCCAACUCCGAGAUUUAUUGUAGAUUAGGAUACCCUAAGGGAUUCACCAGUAGAUUUAAUUGUAAACUGUUAAGUUUCGAUUCCUUUAUUUACUUAGUUUGUUUUAUGGAAGGUUUUUUUCUACUUGCUACUUGGUUUGUUUAUCAUUAUGUUCAAUAUUCCUGUUUGCUACGUUUACAUAAAACUUAUCCCGAAACUUCCUGAAAUAAACUUACUGCAUAACCAUGAAAUGUGCCCAGUAUUACAUUUUGAACUAUGAAGUUAAAACUAAAUCAAUCCCUAUUGGGUAUACAUCAUUUGUGGAUGGACUGAAACCUUCAGUAUCAUAUAUUUGAUAAAUGUAGCUAUGAUUUUAAUCUCUUCAUUUUCCUUCAUUGGUUUUGGAACAUCUAUGUAUAAUACAGCUGUCAGUUGCAAUAAAAUUUGUUUGAAAUA
Lineus longissimus is the source of this 3058-nucleotide messenger RNA. Its product is annotated as phenylalanine-4-hydroxylase-like. Gene Ontology annotation, biological process: L-tyrosine biosynthetic process; L-phenylalanine catabolic process. The transcript is spliced from 13 exons. NCBI's taxonomy places the organism in Eukaryota, Metazoa, Nemertea, Pilidiophora, Heteronemertea, Lineidae. The record is from RefSeq and is a predicted model, not a curated record. Bases 60 to 1466 code for a protein of 468 amino acids. Gene Ontology annotation, molecular function: iron ion binding; phenylalanine 4-monooxygenase activity.